UGUCUUUCUCUCUCUCUCUCCUUGCCUUUUUCCCCUUCGAGGAGGCGACAGAGCCGGCCUUUGCUGCGUUGCGGCGCAUCUCCUGGAGGCGGGGAAGCCAGUCCCUCCCCUUUGCUUUGCUUUGCCUUGGCUCGCCUUGCCUUGCAUUGGAAGGAGCCUCUCUCUCUCUGUCUCUCUCUCCGAGGACCGCUUUCCAGGAAAGAUCAAGGUGGAGGAAAGCUGAAUCUAUAAGACAUGGAAGAUCUUUUUGAAGCUGAUUGACAGCUCCUAUACUGAACAAGAAGAGAAAGAUGAAGAAUCGCCUUCUAAAAUGUUCUGACAAAAUGUACAGUGUUGCAGUUAAUUUAUUCCACUGAAAUAAUUUCAGAACUUCAUUUUUCAAUGACUAUUUGAUUCUGUUAAAAAUAAUCAGAAUAAACAAUCAACAUAAUUUUAAAAGGACCACAUUUUCCACACUCCGUACACUGAAGAAGGAAUACAAAAGAUGCCAUCCAUCACAAGAACUUCAGGUGAGAAUGGCAGCGCUGCGGCUGAGGAGCAGCAGGAGGAGACCGAGAAGCAGCAGCAGCAGGAGCAGCAGCAGCCACUGACGCCUCUGGGGAAGGAGCCGCCCGAAGCCAUGGAGAGUAGCGGCGGAGGGGCGGCGGCGCCCUGCAGCCUGGGCUCGGCGCUGUGCUUCGGGGCAGAGCAAGCCUCGGCGCCCGCUGCUGCUCCUCUUUCCGAGGCCGCCUCUCCCUCGCCGCCGUCCCCCUCCUCGUGCAGCCUCAGCAGCAGCAGCAGCAGCGGCGUGGUCCAGAGCCAAUGGGAGGUGAACAACAACCACCACCACAACGCCGAGUCGGACGAGGAGAAGCAAGAGAGCGGCGGCGUGGGCGGCAGCGCUGGCGACCCUUGCUCGUGGCUGCCGGAGGAAGAGCCGGACGUGGUGCUGGAGGUGUGCGGGCGGCGAGUGCGGGCGCACAAGGCGGCCCUGGCCGACAAGAGCGACUACUUCCGCGCGCGCGCCUCGCGGGAGGUGCUGCGCCUCAAAGGGGUCAGCUACGCGGCCCUGCGCCUGCUGCUGGAGUAUGUGUACACGGGGCGCAUGCGCGCGGUCAGCCCGGACAACCUGGCCGAGGUGCUGAGCGCGGCCCGCGUGCUGCAGAUGCCCGGCGCCUUGCUCUGCGCCGCCGAGGCUGCUCGCGCCCAGCUCCGCCUCCACAACUGCCUCCAACUCUUGACUUUGGCCAAGAAGCAGAGGCUGGCCGAGCUGAGAGAGGCCGCCUACCGCUUUAUGGGCGACCACUACCUGCAGGUGCUAAGGGAGCCUGCUAUCUACGGGCGGCUCAGCGGUGCCGAGCGUGACCUCAUCCUCCGACGGCGCCUGGAGGCCGGGCGGCCUUGUCUGCUGGCGGCAGAGGUCAGCGACGCCUUUGAGCGACUAGGAAGCGGCAGCCGGCCUCAGAGCCGGGAGAGUAGCCGGCCCCAGAGCCCCUCCUCGGUGGUCUCCUUAGAAGAGGGUGGAUGCCUCCUCCACGCCUACCACGAGGCCGACCGAGAGUGGAGGGUGCUCACCCACUUGCCUGAGGAGGCCAACACCAAAGGCUGCGCCAUGUGUGUCCUCUACAACUAUCUCUUCCUGGCCGGUGGCAUCGCUGCCUCACCUGGGGACCAGUCGCGGGCCAAGCUGUCUGACAAGGUGUUCUGCUACAACCCGCUGACAGACACUUGGAGCCAGGUGAAGCCCAUGGGCCAGCCUCGCUCGCAACUCAAGCUCCUGGCCCUGGACGGCUACCUCUAUGCCGUGGGUGGGGAGUGCCUCUUCACGGUGGAGAGGUACGACCCUCGGGCCGACCGCUGGAGCCCUGUGGCCCCCUUGCCCAAAGGCGCCUUCGCUGUGGCCCACGAGGCCACCACCUGCAAUGGAGAGAUCUAUGUCUCGGGCGGCUCACUCUUCUACCGCUUGCUCAAGUACGACCCCAAGCGGGAUGAGUGGCGGGAGUGCCCUUACAACAGCAGCCGGCGCCGCUCAGCCGACAUGGUGGCCUACAAGAGCUUCAUCUACCGCUUUGAUGUCAGCGGGAGCCGCGGGGAGCCGGGGCAGGCGGGUGGGGUGGAUGUCUUCCGGUACAAUACGGUGGCCAAGCACUGGAGCCAGUGUGCUUCCUUGCGCCCCACCGGCAGCCCCGUCCAGCCCUUCCGCUGCGCUGCCUUGGGCAGCACCAUCUACUGUGUCAACCGGACGGGGAUGCUGCGUUUCAGCCUGUCCCAGAAUGGAGAGGUGGAAGUGGACGGUGGAUUCAAGGGCAGCUUUGAUGCAGAACUGCACAAGGCCCCAUCAGAUACCAAAGGGGUCCUCCUCCCUUUCGUGCUCAUCCUUCCGGAGAAGGAGAAAACGGGAGAGCCAGAGAGUCCUCUGACGUUGUGAGAGCUGGCUUGGCUUUGGGAUGGGUUGCCUGGCACAAAGGUCACAGCAGGAUCCAGUGUCAUUUAUUGAUGUCAGUGGUGCAGAGCUUCAGGGCAGGAGCACGUCCCUCCAAGAUUCAGUAGGAAUGAUGGUUGAGGUGCCACAGGUAGGAUAAGCAAUGGGUAUUAACCCCAGGUCGAAAGUCACCUCUCUGGCACCAGCUUUCUUUUAACAUUAGAAACAAAAUGGAAGGGCAUCGUGACACAUUUCCUUAAUUUAUGUAUGCAUGCACCACUUUGGACAUUUAUUCUGGGAUCCCACUUUCAAAGUGCUGACUAGAAGGCUGUAAGUCAGUGGUUCUCAUCUUGUGGGUCCCCAGAUGUUUUGGUCUUCAACUCCAAGAAAUCCUGACAGCUGGUAAACUGGCUGGGAUUUCUGGGAGUUGUAGGCCAAAACACCUGGGGACCCGCAGGUUGAAAAGAGCUUUUCUAGUCUGCUUCAUGUAAGAACAAGCCUUGUGUUUAUAUAAACCAGCCUGUGAAGAGCUGGUUGAUACAUGUUAAUGGUUGUAUAGUUUCUGUGCAACUUUUCAGUCCAGAAAUAUUCUGGAGGUUCAUAUGGGUCAGCUUUUGAACUGACUUUUAUGGAGUUUAAAAGUCGCAGUUAUAGGAAUGUCCAUACUGUACAUACACAUCUUUGAAAGACGGGAUCUUUUUGCCAUCCUCUUUCUUGUAUUCUAAUAGUAACUUGUGAAAAGGAGGGGGAAAAACCCUACAAGCAAUGAGUGUGGUUUAGUAUGCCUUUUUUAAAAAAGUAAUAGAACGAAUCAAUGCUUCUUGUGUUAGAAGCAGCGAACGAUCAUAUCGGUCAGAGUUAUUAUUAUUUUUCUUUUUGAAAGCUUAACAGAGUUUUAAGGGAAGACAUGGCGUUGUGCAGCCUCAGGAAGUUGUAACCACAGCUUACGAUUUAGCAGAAGCCAGGCUUAAAAGGUUUGAAACAAGUUACAUUUUCCCCAUAUGUGUCAUAUUGGGAAUAGAUGGAAACGAAAGCAAACAUAUUAAGGGAUCUGUUGAAUUCCACUUUGCUGCUUCUUUAAAAAAAAUCAAAAAGCUGUGUAUGUGUGUUUAAACACAAUUGAUCAUAAAUGUGUAAUGAUUUGAUCUUAAUAUAGUUGUGGUGGCUUCGAUCGUGACUCUGCAUUAUAACUCACAAGUUCAAAACUUGACAAAUUGACAAGAGUGAACAUAGCAGUGAGUUUUUCAGUGGGUUUAAAGUCACUGCUGUUAGCUGGACACGUCAAUGAAAACCAAAUGUGGCUUAUUGCACACAACUGGAAUACUUCACUUUCAUCUUCAGAAUCCUUCAACAAGAAGAAAAAUCACUCUCCUGCUGUUAUUCGCAUGAGGAAGCAAGUAGUAGUUUCAUAGGGAAAGUUAUUUCCAUUCUGCCAUGUUAACAUCCUAGUUGUAAACCAGUCGGAUUUCAUAGAAUCAUAGAGUUGGAAGAGAUGUCGUGGGCCAACCAGGCCAACCCCCUGCCAAGAAGCAGGAAAAUCACGUUCAAAGCACCCCUGACAGAUGUCUAUCCAGUCUCUGUUUAAAAGCCUCCAAAGAAGGAGCCUCCACCACACUCCAGGGCAGAGUGUGGUGGAGGCUGUCCACUGCUGAACAGCUCUCACAGUCAGGAAGUUCUUCCUAAUGCUCAGAUGGAAUCUCCUUUCUUGUAGUUUGAAGCCAUUGUUCUGCAUCCUAGACUCCAGGGCAACAGAAAACAAGCUUGCUCCCUCCUCCCUAUGACUUCCCCUCACAUAUUUUUACAUGGCGAUUGUGUCUCCCCUCAGCCUUCUUUUCUGCAGGCUAAAGAUUUUGGUCAAUAAUUUUAGUCAAUAAUUCACAUUUCAAAUUUAUUCUGUACAAAGCCCAUGUAUGUUCUGUUCCUUUUCUAAAUCUUUCACUGAAUAGUUGUUUCACAGCACAUUUUGAGAUAGAGAUGGCUAACCUUCAUACUUGUUGGCAGUUGGAGCACACUGUGGACCCUCAACAUUUGCAUUUUUGACUUUUGCAGAUUUUAUUUAAACGUUAUCUCUAGGAAUCUCUAUGACUUGCUUCCAGGGAAAAUUGACCUCCGAUUUUUUAAAAAAAGUUUCACUUUCCCAAGGGUCCUGUGCCCAUAAUGUCAGUGAAUGUGGAGGGGUCACUGUAUUUGUUUUUCAGAUUGAAAUUGAAAUGGAUAUUAAAAUUGGACAAACUCCAGCAAAAUCCAUCCAGCUAGCUGGCUCAAAGGCUUUUAGUAACUCAGAAGUGGAUGAAAUGCAACUUUUUCGCCCAUCAAGACUGUUCAUAUGGCAUCAAUAUGUCCAUAUUUGCCAAAAGAAAGAGUUCACAGUGAAGGCAGGCAACAUUUUAAAUUGGUUGGCAGUCUUUAAGGUGGCAGGUGGUCCCAAGGCAGGAAUGUUGGGCCUUUAGGCUGCACAGAUAAUUUUAUUUUACCCUUUGAAUAUCUGAUACCCACCAUGACCUUUCAGAAGCUGAUUUUGCCAUUUCAUUCUUGUUUCAAAAGCAGAAGUAAGUUGCUACUGGAGAAAAAACAGACCAAAAUGUCUCCUGCUUGAGCUCUGCUUCCAUAGAGUUUCAGGCAGUACAAUUAUGACACUUUCACUACCAUGGAAACAUCCUGUAGAAGGCUGGGAUUGGUAGGUUAGGGAAGAGUAUUUCUAAUUCUCAGUUGGUGUGCUUCUUUACUGCCCCACCAGACACAAAACCUCAGGAUCCCCUAGGACACAACCAUGGCAGUCACAGUGGAACCAUAAUGUUACAGUUACAAUCCGCCCUCCGUAUCCACAGAUUGUGCAUCUAUAGAUUUGACCAUCCAUUGCUUAAAAAUAUUUUUUUUAAUCCAAAAAGCAAACCUUGAUUCUGGCAUUUUAUAUGAGAGAUGCCAUUUUAUCACACUAUAUAACAGUACUUGUGUGUCCGUGCAUUUUGGUAUCCAUGAGGGGUCCUGGACCCAUACCAAGGGCCCAAUGUUUGCAAAGUGAGAGAGACCUUAGAGCAGACAACUUAGUGCUAAUUUGGAAAGAAUUCACACAAAAGUUAACGACAUUUAAUCUUAAUGUGUAAGCCACACCUUUUUCUUCAGAGAUCUCCCAUUUCCUUUUCCUCAACAAUCUUAAGAGUUCAGUUUAGGCCAGUGGUUCCCAACCUUUGAUCUUCCAGGUUUUUGGGACUUCAAGACCCAGAAAUCCUAGCCAGCUUAACUGCUGUUAGAAAUAGUGGGAGCUGAAGUCCAAAACACCUGGAGGACCAAAGGAUGGGAACGACUGAUUUAGGCUGAGAAACAAUGCUUGACCUGAGAUCACUCUGUCUUGUUUAAUAUUUAAUUCCAGGUUUGACUCAAUCCCACGCUACAGCCGUAGUGCUACAUUGGCUUUGAAAUGUAUGUUCAGCUGCCUUUUUAAAGUUAUAGCUUUGAAACCAGUAUUCCAAGGACAUGUUUACUGUACACAGAAGAUUCAUCUAUCAGACUGACUAUUUUUUAUAAUCAUUUUCCGGAUAUAUUCUUAAAUAUCAACUACUACAGGUGUAGUAUUGUUGGGGCCUUAUUUUCUCACCUCUUAUGUGCUGUGAAUAUUCAGUGACUUCGGUGCAUACGUUGGGACAUCAGAAAGAUGGGAGGCCUGUAUACAUUUUCUGUAUCUGACCCAGAUACAGAAAAAUUACUGUUCUGGACUACAUUUCCGCCCCUAUCCCCAGCAAAGUAUGACCACUAGUUCCCAAAGUAACCAUUCCAAACUUUAAUCCAUACUAUAUAUCUCAGGGCCCUUGCGCACAGACAUGUAACCCAGAACAGUGGUUCUCAACCUGGGGUCUCCAGAUGUUUUUGGCCUACAACUCCCAGAAAUCCCAGCCAGUUUACCAGCUGUUAGGAUUUAUGGGAGUUGAAGGCCAAAAACAUCUGGGGACCCCCCAGGUUGAGAACCACUGACCCAGUAUAUCAAGGCAAAUAAUCCACAAUAUCUGCUUUGAAUUGGAUUAUCCGAGUCCACAUUGCAAUAUAAUCCAGUUCAAUGUAGAUUUUAUAGAGCUGUGUGGAAGAAGCUUCAGUGAUCAAUGCAACUUCUGCUCACAGAUAACUUGUAUAAAAACAAGAUAAGAAAGGAGAUAAAUACGAAAUUUUUGUAUGGCCAUUCAAUUCCGCCACAUGUUUGUUCUCAAGGCAAAAGCAGACACGGGAAUCUAGUAAACAUUAUUUAAAUCUGGAGGGCUAAACAGUAUGGUACCCAUAUUUUCACCAUUGUUAAUUCAAAUAUAGGCUUGAUCUUGGUGUCAGAUGGAGUUGAUUGAAAUAUAUAAUAACUUUAGAGAUGCCUCAGAUAACAAAUUUAAUCUGACCUCAGACCUUAAAAUGUACUAUUUUUAUCCAAAGAAAGGCGAGAAAUCUCACUUUCAUAGGAUGAAAAUCACAGUUUCUGCUUUGAACCAUCACCCAAAAAUAAAAAAAAAUUGACCUAACAAUGAGAUAUUAAGAAAUACCUGUUGGUUUAGAAAUUUUUAGUAACUGAAAGAAUGAUUGGCAUGCAAAUGAGAAACUUAAAAAUGUCACUAUUUUUAAACUGGAUACAUUUUAGGAAUUGAUUGUGGAUAUUUCUGCUCCAUCUAUUGAGUUUAGGAACAGGCCAUAACAGUUGAACAGGAAACAUAUGUCUGUUUGCUUAUCAAAUUUUAUCUGAGAGUCAGUCUCUCUGAUUUGGGGCUGGGGGUUACUCCUAAAUAAGAGCAGUUUAGGACUACACUAUAAGAAUUAUGUUGGAUUCAGACUCAAUCAUAUUUAGAUUAUAUACAGUGAAAUCAAUGCAUACCUUACGCAUGUGAGUCAUAAUAUGCUAGUGUGCUAUAGUGGUUCAAGCACUGAAUUAGUAUUCAGGAGAAUCAGAUGUGAGUCCUGUGAGUACUCCUUGGGUAACUUAGGGCGGCUUAAGUAUCUCUGCUUGGCUUACAUUAUUAGAUGAUUAUGAAGGGAAUGCAGGAGGUAAGGAAGACAUGAACACCACCAUGUAAUUGCUGGAGAAGAUGUGGAAUAUAAAUGUAAUCAAUAAAUUGAAAAUCUUUUGUGGUUAAGUAUAAAAAGGAUUGACAUCCUUCGGCUUUUUAGCUCCAAGAUAAUUCCCUAUGCCUCGCUGCAUUCAGGAGAUCCUUUGCUGUCCUGUUCUUGGCAUGGAGCUGAGAAGAUCCACUCAUCUAUUAUGCAUUGAGGAAUGAAUUGACUCACCUCUGAAGGUUUUGUAGUGUAAUGCAUCAGAUUCCUGCCCUUUCCUCAGCAGAUCUUGGGGUAUCUGGAGGCAUCUAUUUCAGUUUAGAGUGCAUCAUCUCAUUAAUACAUUAUUUUCUGCCACGGCAAAGUGACACAAAAAAGUAUCAAAGUUAGAGAUUCCUAUAGACCAGACAUGGGCAAACUUCGGCCCUCCAGGUGUUUGGGACUUCCAACUCUCACAAUUCUUAACAGCCUACUGGCUGUUAGGAAUUGUGGGUGUUGAAGUCCAAACACCUGGAGGGCUGAAUUUUGCCCAUGCCUGCUAUAGACUAUGGAAUAAAUUUACAAAACAUUUGGCAAAGUCCCUCUGUUCUGCUCUGCUGUGUACAUCAGGGGAACAAAUGACUCGUAUGUGGUUUCCUGAGCAUUUCAACAUGCAGCCUGAUACAGCUGUUUUGUAACAGUUUAGUAAGGGACACGUUUGCUGUGAUGUGUCUGUCUUUUUGUGUCUAACUGGACCGUAUUUUUUUUAGUUGUAUGGCCGGCUCAGAAGUGGAAAGUCGCUGCAGUUUUAUUUUGUAGAAGGCUUCCUUUAGAAGUUUCUACAAAAGCUUGCAAACGGUGCCCCUGUUUUGUCAUGUAAUGUAUUUCCUGAAUGUCUUUGCUUUUCCGAAUAACUGCACAACAGCAUUGUUAAGGAAAUUGGACGAAAACCUUUACAAGCAUCAUUUCCCUGCUUCCUCUUUUUCAUGUUGUUCAGAAACAUAUGUAAAACUUUAAUCUUGCUGCACUGGUAAAACUACAUCUUUGAAUUCAAAGUAAAAUUGAACACAUGAGUGAGCAUUUCCAGAGCCAUAAUCUGUACUUAAUUACUGUCAAUUUAAUGUAGUUUUCUUUAUAAGACGUUUGUAUAAUCAUACCCAGAUGAAUGACUUUUCUGGAAUACAACUUCUAAACUGAUUUCCGGCUUGGUGCCCUUUUGUUUUCUCAUGUAGAGACUCUAAAAUCAGGCCAGUGGUAGCAGUGGGUUUUUUUAAAAAAAAAUAUCAAUACUGUUGGAUAAAUUAAUAUGCAGAAAGUUUUUCUUCCAAAUGGCAGCAGUAAAUGGAAUUGAUCAAUUACCCCAAAUACUUUUCUUGCUUGAACAAUGUUUUUGUACAAAUCCAGUUUGCUCUGUGAGGCCUUUCACAGGAAUCGCUGGGAAAGGAAUGACCCAAUAUUUGAAUUGCAAAUGAUCUCAAUAAAUAGAAUGGGGAUGAUGUUAAUCAUACCUGUUUGAUGAAUGCAGCGAUUGUGCAGUACCUAAUGAGUAUUUUAUGCACCGAGGGCUCCCAUGUAAAUAAACACCUGAUACAAUUUCAAAUGCUCGAAAAGAAUAAAUUAUUCCCAUGAA
Messenger RNA from Anolis sagrei ordinatus, 9029 nucleotides. RefSeq names its product kelch repeat and BTB domain containing 11 (gene KBTBD11). NCBI's taxonomy places the organism in Eukaryota, Metazoa, Chordata, Lepidosauria, Squamata, Anolidae. Gene Ontology annotation, molecular function: protein binding. The record is from RefSeq and is a predicted model, not a curated record.